UCCCCCCGCCGCCGCCGCCGGCGGCCUCCGCGCGGGCCUCCCAGCCCGUAUUCCACUCACUUUGUUCUCCGCCUUUGUCCUAAUCCACACCAGCAGGUGGAGCCGCAGUUAAAGUUUCCGAGUCCAUUCCGGGAGCGGGAGCCCAUCUUGCUCGCCGCAGAGGCCCUCGCUGGAGGAGGAGGGUCAGAGCUCGGGUGCAGCCAAUCGCGGGCAACGCUGCUAGUUAUCAGAGCAGAAUGGGCUGUAGUUUAGUGAAAUAGGAAAGCUGCAAAACACAGUGGAGUGUUCCCGUGUAAAUAAAAAGAGGAAAAAAAAGUUUCUCAAGUCGCCGCUGCACGACGUCGGGCCGGCGCCGGGGCGGGGGUCUGCGCUCUCCCGAGCGGCCGCGCGCUGGACUUUAUUGUGCCGCAACAAGCCCCCGUUCCCAUUGUUUGUGUUUUUUUCAAAAUAUGGCAAAGGUUCAGGUGAACAAUGUAGUGGUGCUGGAUAACCCUUCUCCUUUCUACAACCCAUUCCAGUUCGAGAUCACCUUCGAGUGCAUCGAGGACCUGUCUGAAGACCUGGAAUGGAAAAUUAUCUAUGUGGGUUCUGCAGAAAGUGAAGAAUACGAUCAAGUUUUAGACUCUGUUUUAGUGGGCCCUGUUCCUGCAGGAAGGCAUAUGUUUGUAUUUCAGGCUGAUGCACCUAAUCCAGGACUCAUUCCAGAUGCAGAUGCAGUAGGUGUAACAGUUGUGCUAAUUACAUGCACCUAUCGAGGUCAAGAAUUUAUUAGAGUUGGUUAUUAUGUAAAUAAUGAAUACACCGAGACAGAAUUAAGGGAAAAUCCGCCUGUAAAACCAGACUUUUCUAAGCUUCAAAGGAAUAUUUUGGCAUCAAAUCCCCGAGUCACAAGAUUCCACAUUAACUGGGAAGAUAACACAGAGAAACUGGAAGAUCCAGAGAGCAGUAAUCCAAAUCUACAAUCACUUCUUUCAACAGAUGCAUUACCUUCAGCAUCAAAGGGAUGGUCCACGUCAGAAAACUCACUAAAUGUCAUGUUAGAAUCCCACAUGGACUGCAUGUGACCACCCGCCAUCCCUUUAGUACAAAUUAAGCUAUUAAAACACACAGAACUAUUUCCCUGAAAUUCCGUAAGUACAUAGUCAAGAUACAAUGUGAAGAAUUUGUUUUAAAACAUCCUGUAGAAAGUUUAUAAGAAAACCAGUAUUUGAGCAAAUUGUGGAAUAUAAAUACAACUAUUUUUAAGUAAUUUUUUUCUCUAAUGUGUUAUUUUAUUUGUUCUGAAACUAAUCUGAUUAAAACAUAUAUAUUAUUUUCUUCUCCUCUAUAUGUAAUUAAAGCACUUAUAAAGAAAAAUGAAUCAUUAGACCAGGUUGUAGAAAUGUCUUAGCCUCUUGGACAAUACUCUUUGGACCACUAUUUUGCAAACCUCUGAAAGAACAAAGUUCAUUUCAGCUAAAAUGUGUCUUCCCGUGAUAACACAUAAUUUGGUUUGAUUUAAGGGGCAACUUUCCAUUCUUUUCUCAGCAUGUCCUUAAAGAAGGGAUUUGAAGUCAACUGUAUGCUACCAAGAACUUUAGGAUCUGAUUUUCCAGGCCACCUUGAAACCUCUCAUGAAUACUAUUCAGUUCAUGUACUGUUAAUUGUUUAUAAGGUCCCCUGGCUAUGAUUUUUUGUUGUUGUAACAGUUGAGGACAUCAGAACACUCCUUGAAUCAUACAUUGUUAUUACCUGUCCAGAGCAGAUACAAACUCCCUAAGUUUUAAGAAUAGAAGAGUAUAAUGACUUGAUCCUAUUCAUUAGAUUUAUAAAAAUACUAUGAACUUAACUCUUUAAAACUGUUUUGAUAGGUCAUCUGUUGUUGGCACUAUUUAUAUAAAAAACAGUGGAUUUGGAAAGAUCUAUGAAGCUUUAUGAUAAUAGAUACAUUACUAUUUUGGAACUAUAUGUAUUUUCACAGGUAGUACUUGUCUCCACAUCCCCCGACACUCAUGCACAGUAAGAUUAGGCAUCUUUGUGGUUGACAUAGUCUAGGUAGCUUUUCCAGAUAAGUCUCUUAAAAGCAAGGAGUGCAUUAACUAAAUGGGCCAAAAGGUUCUUUUUCUCUGAUGAGAGCUAGGUCCUUCCUCAAAGUUUCUUAGGCUCCAUUAAAUUAAGUAUAGAAUAUUCUCAUUAUUUUUGCUGCUGAGCAACAGCCAUAUGAUGCAGAGUUAUGCAGUGCCUUCAUAUCUAAAACUUUUAUACUGCACUUUUUAAAGCUUUUAUUUUGAGGAAGGGAAAGGGGCAUUUGUCUGAAUAUGGAUUCUAAGUUGUAUAUAUUUCCUGUCAUUCUAAAAAGUGACUUUGUGAAGCAAAAUUUUGCUAAAUGUUAAACUUUGAAAAAUUUAAUAUGCCAGAUUAAAAUAUUGUCCACUAACUAGUUCACAGACUUUAAAAGUAAAAAUACAUCCGACUGUUAAAACAAUAUAAAGAAAAUUUCAUUUUUGUCUAAUUGCAAUUAAAAGAAAAUGUUUACAUAUUAAAAUGAAAAUAAAAGUAAUAUUUCCAACCAAGAGCUUAGUGAUUAAUAUAACAGGAACACAAUAUGUGCUUAUUAGAAAUAAAGCAUAUAUAAGCCAAAUUA
This is a messenger RNA of Sus scrofa (pig), 2623 nucleotides long. RefSeq names its product anti-silencing function 1A histone chaperone (gene ASF1A). Gene Ontology annotation, cellular component: nucleus; chromatin. Gene Ontology annotation, molecular function: histone binding. Lineage: Eukaryota; Metazoa; Chordata; Mammalia; Artiodactyla; Suidae. The record is from RefSeq and is a predicted model, not a curated record. Gene Ontology annotation, biological process: DNA replication-dependent chromatin assembly.